AUGAAACGUCUGCUCAGCAAGCUUCAGGACAACGCGGGCCAGCUCUCAAAGGAAGAGCUCGACGACCUGAAGCAACAGGCCGACGAGGCUCUGAAGGCAUUUGGAAAGGAGCAUGCCCAUUUCGAGGUGGUGUGGCCCUCCACGAUGACAGAUCACCCAUAUUUCGAACAGGAAUGCUUUGUCCAAAUGCAAGAUGCCCACUCCGAUGCGAAGUCUCUCAUUGCAAAGGAGAAAGCCAGGAUCGCCACUCAACUGCUCGCUCAACAGGCGGAUCAAUCGGCAAAGGCACCAGCUCAAUCGAAGCUGCCAGACAUCGAGCUGCCCAAAUUCAAUGGCAGCUAUACGGAUUGGCCGUCGUUCAUCAACUUGUUUGGAUCCGUGGUAAUGAAUAGGAAAGACCUGGACGAUGUAGAGAAAUUCUACUAUCUGAAGAGAUACUUGCGAGGAGAGCCGCUCAACAUCGUAUCAAACCUGUCGCUCACCGGAGCAUCACUCAACGCUGCCGUCUCACAGCUCAGGACGCGCAACGAAAAUAAACGGCGACUCAUCCAACUUAGAUCAGCUCGCGUCUCUGCCAGCAGGCCCACUGGUCAUGGGCCAAGAGCAAGCAAAGAGCCUGAGCCAGCUCAUCUCGAUGGCUCUGGAGACUAG
Molecule: messenger RNA, 651 nt
Organism: Osmia bicornis bicornis
Lineage: Eukaryota; Metazoa; Arthropoda; Insecta; Hymenoptera; Megachilidae
Exons: 1
Coding region: 1-651 (216 amino acids)
Source: RefSeq, a predicted model, not a curated record